AUGAACGACUUGCCGGAGAAUCGCCGCCGUUCUUCUCCCGAUUCAUCGAGUUCGACCGAUUGUUCGGUUAGAGUGGAGCGUGAUCAAGGCACUGGGAGCGUUAGUACUAGCAAGGACGUUGAGGAUAGUUCCACCGAUGUUGUUUCCAAUGGAGUUUCCGUUAAUAACGGUAGCGGUAGUUCUUCAACUUCAGGCAUUCCAAGCAGGGGGUUGCCCAAAGUGACCACAUUGCCAGUAGAUAUAUCCCAUGGAGAUAAAUUAGAGUCAAGUCCAAGUAAUUUUAAGUUGGAAAGGUCAAAAACAGAGAGACAGAGACAUCUAAGGCCUGAGGAGGCAGCGCAAAUUUUUGAUGACAAAUGUCCUGUACAGGAAAAGCUUAGAUUGUUGAACAGAAUAGCUACUGUAAAAGAUGACGGAACUGUAGAAUUUGAGGUUCCAAUAGAUGUUGAAACUGAAGCUUUUGGUGCUAGAUCCAAUCAUGUAAAUAAUGUUAUUGAUGACUCACUUGGUACAACAGACCUUGAUUACAUCCCUCCAUUGAAUAUAGUGAUGCUUAUUGUUGGUACACGGGGAGAUGUACAGCCAUUUGUUGCAAUUGGAAAACGCUUGCAGGAUUAUGGUCAUCGUGUUAGAUUAGCAACUCAUUCCAAUUUUAAGGAGUUUGUUUUGACGGCUGGGUUGGAGUUUUAUCCGUUAGGAGGCGAUCCAAAAGUCCUUGCUGGUUAUAUGGUUAAAAAUAAGGGCUUUCUGCCAUCAGGACCCUCUGACAUACCUACUCAGAGAAAUCAAAUGAAAGAAAUUAUUAACUCUCUGCUUCCUGCUUGUAAAGAACCUGAUAUUGAUUCUGGUGUCCCCUUUAAAGCAGAGGCAAUCAUUGCCAAUCCCCCAGCAUAUGGGCAUACCCAUGUUGCAGAGGCCCUACAAAUUCCAAUUCAUAUUUUUUUCACAAUGCCUUGGACGCCAACAACUGAAUUUCCUCAUCCCUUGUCUCGUGUAAAGCAACAAGCUGGUUAUAGGCUUUCGUAUCAAAUAGUUGACUCGUUAAUUUGGCUUGGAAUACGAGACAUGAUUAAUGAUCUUAGGAAGAAAAAGUUGAAGCUACGGCCUGUCACAUAUUUAAGUGGCUCACAAGGUUCUGAAACUAACAUUCCUCAUGCAUAUAUAUGGAGUCCUCAUCUUGUUCCUAAACCAAAAGAUUGGGGACCAAAAAUCGAUGUAGUAGGAUUUUGCUUUCUCGAUCUAGCAUCAAACUAUGAACCUCCCGAGUCCCUUGUAAAAUGGCUUGAAGAUGGUGACAAGCCAAUUUACAUAGGGUUUGGUAGUCUGCCGGUCCAAGAUCCAAAAAAGAUGACCCAAAUAAUUGUAGAAGCAUUGGAGACCACAGGACAGAGGGGCAUCAUCAAUAAAGGAUGGGGAGGUCUUGGGAAUUUGACAGAACCAAAGGACUCUAUAUACUUGUUGGAUAAUGUUCCUCACGAUUGGCUAUUUUUACACUGCAAAGCAGUGGUGCAUCAUGGAGGAGCAGGAACAACAGCUGCAGGGUUGAAAGCUGCUUGCCCAACAACCAUAGUUCCCUUUUUUGGCGAUCAACCCUUUUGGGGUGAGAGAGUGCAUGAUAGAGGAGUUGGUCCCCCACCUAUUCCAGUUGACGAGUUUUCUCUUCCUAAGUUGAUUGAUGCCAUAAAUUUUAUGCUAGAUCCCAAGGUAAAGGAUCAUGCAAUUGAACUUGCCAAGGCCAUGGAAAAUGAGGAUGGGGUAACUGGAGCUGUGAAAGCAUUUUUUAAGCAACUUCCUCAAAAGAAACCCGAGACUGAUACAGAGCCGACUUCAUCCAAAUUUUUCUCUUUAAGUAAAUGUUUUGGUUGUUCCUGA
Vicia faba (fava bean) is the source of this 1872-nucleotide messenger RNA. The record is from the annotation of a GenBank genome assembly. Lineage: Eukaryota; Viridiplantae; Streptophyta; Magnoliopsida; Fabales; Fabaceae.